Molecule: messenger RNA, 3000 nt
Organism: Psylliodes chrysocephalus
Lineage: Eukaryota; Metazoa; Arthropoda; Insecta; Coleoptera; Chrysomelidae
Source: the annotation of a GenBank genome assembly
CAGAUUUUUGUAACUACAAACAGGUAGAACCGUUUUCUCAUAAUUAAUUGUAUUUUUUAUAAAUAAUUCCAUGAAAAUUAUUUCCUAGAGAGAUCCACCAAGCAAUUGAAAACCUUUCUUAAUAAAUUUUUCCAGAACAGGAAUUGUUUAAAAAAAAGCCCUUGCGCCCUCAAACUAUGGCUUUCCCAAUCCCGUCCCUUCCUUGUAUUGUACGCUUGCAUCCCGAGAGUGUCGUUCGAUUUUGCGCAAAAAGGCGCUAGUUGUGAACCGCACUUUCUCUAAUAUGGCGUUAUGAAACCAUUCGGACCAUCUAAAAAUCCAAAAUUUUAUUACCAUCCCCUUUCUUCAAAAUGGCUGUUUUUUAAUAGUUUCUCUUAAACACAUCUUUUGUUGGAUUUUUAACUGUCUAUAAUACAAAAUUAUGUUGGAACCAUACAAUCAAGAUCAAAUAUGGAUUGUCGUUUUAGGUUUUAUAAUUGCAUUCGUUUUAGCUUUUGGAAUAGGAGCAAACGAUGUGGCAAACUCAUUUGGCACCAGCGUGGGAUCAAAAGUAUUGACAAUAUUUCAAGCCUGUUGUCUUGCUACAUUUUUCGAAGUCACUGGGGCAAUUUUAAUAGGUUACAAGGUAUCAGAUACUAUGAGAAAGGGAAUUUUGGAUGUAAACAUGUACAAGGACGCUGAAAGAGAACUGAUGUUGGGUUCGAUAAGUGCUCUAACAGCGAGCGCCAUUUGGUUAAUUGUCGCCACGUUUUUCAAGCUACCUAUCUCAGGAACACACAGUAUUGUAGGGGCUACGGUGGGGUAUAGUUUAGUUUUAAGAGGCACCCAAGGUGUUCACUGGAAGACUUUAGGCAAAAUAGUUGGUUCAUGGUUCAUUUCACCGGUAUUCAGCGGCGUGACUUCUUGUUGCCUGUUGUGGGUAAUAAAAAAAUGCAUCCUUACACGUCCCGAUCCUUUGGAAGCCGGUCUGAUCUCCUUGCCACUUUUCUACAGUUUCACCAUUCUAAUAAAUUUGUUUUCCAUUGUUCACGACGGUCCGAAGUUACUCCACAUGGACAAUAUUCCCUUUUGGAUGGCCGCUACCAUCAGCAUAAGCAUUUCUUUGUUUUUUAUGGUAAUUAUAUGGUUGUUCGUGGUACCGUGGCAGAGAAGGGUCAUCAAGCAGGAGGAAGGUCGGGCCGAGAAAGUCGCCGUUAAUUUUAACAUAGGGGAAUCAUCAGACACGUCGCCCGAGGGUAGCCCGAACCCAAGCCGCAAAUCGAACCGCAACUCAGCGUUGCUGGAACGUCAAUUAACCGUCAUAUCGGAGAGCACCGAGCUGCAGGCGCUCGACCAAACGCGCAUCACGGCCGCCAAAUACAUUUUUCCUGUGCAGACGAUCGAUAAGCACGUGUUCGCCCACGCUCCGGCCUCCGCCACUAAAGACUCCACCAAAGAGACUGAAGUCCGCAAGUACAUUAGACCCACCGAGCUUAAACUCGUAGAGAGUACCACCAGCGUAAACCCCGCUCUAUCGCCUAGCUCAAGUGGCGUUCCGCUGAUCACCAACAGGAGUUCCGGCAAUGGAGGUGAUCAAGGGAUGCACAUAUGUGAUAUUCAAGAUAAUGGCGACAUUUUUAAUGAAAACAAAGGUGUAUCAAGACUGUUUAGUUUUUUACAAGCGCUAACCGCUAUGUUUGGCAGUUUCGCACACGGUGGUAAUGAUGUAAGCAAUGCUAUUGGACCUUUAAUAACGCUAUGGCUUAUUUACUCUGAAGGAACCGUACAGCAAAAAGCCGAAACGCCUUUGUUUAUUUUGUUAUAUGGUGGGUUUGGCAUUUCUGUUGGAUUAUGGUUGUGGGGUCGAAGAGUUAUCGAAACCAUUGGAGAGGAUUUGACUACAAUAACUCCUUCUACAGGGUUUACUAUAGAAGUAGGAUCCGCUUUCACCGUUCUACUUGCUAGUAAAAUUGGUAUUCCAAUUUCUACUACUCAUUGCAAAGUUGGAUCGGUUGUUUUCGUAGGAUAUUUUAGUUCCUCCAAGCGUGGUGUCGACUGGAGUCUUUUCAGAAACAUAAUUUCUGCAUGGGUUGUGACAGUUCCAGUGGCAGCCCUGAUGUCAGCCGGUACCAUGUUGUUGUUGAGUUGCAUAGUUUUAACGAAGGUUCAAUAGAUUAUAAACUGUUAAUAAAUGUUUAAAAAAAAAAUCAGUCAAAAAUAGCGCCCCGCCUCAAAGCCAUUUUAGUAGUCGUAAAGAUUUCCCCCCUCAAAAAAAAGUAAUGUUCCAUAAAUAAGUUUUGUAGAAUAGUUAAAUCUACGGUUUCAGCUUUUUAUAUAGAAUUAUAACUUUUGCAGUCGUAGAAUCUAAUAUUUAAAUUGCAACAAUAAUAACUGUCGUACCUUUUUUACUGACCCACCCUAUAUGUUGUUUUACACAAAAACCUUAACCGUAGAUUUAUCUAUAGACUUGGCCACACCUGUCUCUGUAUUAAGUUUUUUAGAUAAUUAUUAAAAUUACCUACCAUUAUUAUUUGUGUUAGAUCUACUUGAACUAAAUUACUAAUGCUAAUAGUAUUAAAAAAAUUAGAUAUCUGAAAAAAGAAAAAUGAAUAAAAAAUGAAAACUGCCUUAAAAAAUAUUUUAAAAAUAAUUGUGGACCUUCUGCUCGUUGCUCUUAUUAAAGACUAGUCAAAAUUAUAGAAAUAGACGAACAGCUUCUUUGCUAGCACAUAAAUAGAAAAAACAAUAUGCUAGAAACAGACCUAUAAACGUUUUAAUAAAUUAGAAAGAGUUAACAUAUAGCUGCCCAAGUGGUCUCUGUAUUUUUUGACAAUUGAUGUAGCCUUUGACUUGUUUUUUUCUAAUAUUUGACGUAUCUUUUAUGACAUGAUUUGAAGUUUAAAUCAUUUGACACAUGACGUGACUUUCGUGACAUUUGACAUGACUAUUCCGACAUUUAACGUUUUGCUAGCACAUAAAUAGAAAAAUCUGAUGUGUCCAACACAUGACUUUCCUAUCUAG